Molecule: messenger RNA, 1286 nt
Organism: Nicotiana tabacum (common tobacco)
Lineage: Eukaryota; Viridiplantae; Streptophyta; Magnoliopsida; Solanales; Solanaceae
Biological process (GO): tRNA processing
Molecular function (GO): tRNA dihydrouridine synthase activity; flavin adenine dinucleotide binding
Source: RefSeq, a predicted model, not a curated record
GAGGACCGUCCACUUUUUGUUCAAUUCUGCGCAAAUGAUCCAGACAUUUUGCUAGAAGCAGCUCGAAGAGUAGAACCUUAUUGUGACUAUGUGGACAUCAACUUGGGGUGUCCCCAGCGCAUUGCAAGGCGAGGGAAUUAUGGAGCAUUCCUCAUGGAUAAUCUUCCUCUUGUCAAGUCUCUGGUAGAAAAGCUGGCUAACAAUCUUAAUGUUCCAGUGUCAUGCAAAAUCAGAGUUUUCCCUAAUUUGCAAGAUACACUUAGUUAUGCAAAGAUGUUAGAGGAAGCUGGUUGUUCUCUUUUAGCGGUGCAUGGCCGAACACGGGAUGAAAAAGAUGGAAAGAAAUUCAGAGCCAAUUGGGAGGCCAUCAAGGCUGUUAGAAACGUUGUUAGAAUUCCUGUCCUUGCUAAUGGUGAUAUAAGGCACAUGGAUGAUGUACAGAACUGCUUGGAUGAGACUGGUGCUGAUGGGGUACUGUCGGCAGAGUCUCUUCUUGAGAAUCCAGCACUGUUUGCAGGAUAUCGAACUGCUGAAUGGGGAUUGGGCAGUGCAGGAAUCAGGGAAGAUGGUAAGUUAGACCAGGCUGAGUUACUCAAAGAAUAUUUGGAGUUUUGUGAGAGAUAUCCAGUUCCAUGGAGAAUGAUCCGCUCUCAUGUGCACAAGAUGUUGGGAGAGUGGUUUAAGAUCCAGCCAAGCGUUAGAGAGGAUUUUAACAAACAAUCCAAACUCACCUUUGAAUUUCUUUAUGACCUGGUAAAUCAAUUAAGGGAACUUGGGGUGAGCAUACCACUUUAUGUGAAGGAAACCCGGGAGGAAGCAGCAUCUUCAAAUGGAUAUGUGGCAUAAAUUAUUCUCUGUCUGUAAGUCGGAUGCUACCUAAGUGAAAAUCAAAAUAGAUCCCGUCAUUCUUUUCUCCAGAUUGAUUGCUGGUAAGGCAAAAUUAGAGAUUGUUUUCCUCACUAGGAUUGGCCAAAAUAGCAGGUAUAAAAGUAUCUUAACCCUUUGUGCUCAAUUUUUGUGUGAUAAUCUGUUGUAUUCUAUGAGGACAAAACUUGAACUCCCAAAUUAUUGUAUUUCAAAAUUUUGUUCUGAACUUAUUCUUUGGUCUUGAGAUAGGGGUAAGGUCUGGGUACAUACUACCCUCCCUAGACCCCACUCGUGGAAUUUCACUGGGUCGUUGUUGUUGUUCUGAACUGAUUCUUUGGGAGAUUUGUGUGUAGAGUUCUAAGUGCAUGAUUAGAACUAAUGUACUGGGCCAUCAUCUUCAUAAUUGCUUUCCACUUGUA